Messenger RNA from Phragmites australis (common reed), 1396 nucleotides. RefSeq names its product NAC domain-containing protein 30-like. Gene Ontology annotation, biological process: regulation of DNA-templated transcription. Gene Ontology annotation, molecular function: DNA binding. Lineage: Eukaryota; Viridiplantae; Streptophyta; Magnoliopsida; Poales; Poaceae. The transcript is spliced from 4 exons. Bases 353 to 1234 code for a protein of 293 amino acids. The record is from RefSeq and is a predicted model, not a curated record.
CAUGUAUCUUAGACUCGAUCUAUACCCGCUGGCUGCAGAUCUCUCCACUUCCCAUGCGCGCUUGCUAUAGCUAACUAGCUAGAUCAUUGCAUCAUCAAAUUACACUAUCUCUAACCCAUCUAUAAAUAAGUCACCCCUACCAACUUCGUCUUGGCAUCGACGGUCCAUCUCAUCAGCAUCGAUCAGAGGCCAUAUAGUAGCUAGCUAGUACUCCUUAUCAUCAGCCUCGGCCUCUUUAAUUUACCUGCUAUAGCUACCUCUCUCCUGACUCGAUUGGUGACUGAGAAGAAGAUCAGCAGCUCAUCGAUCGAGGCAGGCUUUGCAUAGCAUCGAUCAUCAGCUAGAUAUAGCAAUGGAUCAGCAGCAGGCACCAUGCGUACCGCCAGGGUUCAGGUUCCACCCCACGGAGGAGGAGCUGGUGGGGUACUACCUCGCCAGGAAGGUGGCCUCCCAGAAGAUCGACCUCGACAUCAUCCGCGAGGUCGAUCUCUACAGAAUCGAGCCAUGGGAUCUCCAAGAGAGGUGCAGCCAUUACGGUGCCGGUGCCAGGGGGCAGGAGGAGGAGCCGACGGAGUAUUACUUCUUCAGCUACAAGGACCGCAAGUACCCCAGUGGCACGCGUACCAAUCGUGCCACCGCCGCUGGCUUUUGGAAGGCCACCGGCAGGGACAAGCCAGUCCUCUCUUCUUCCUUGAGGUCGAGCUCCAUCAGUGUCAUCGGGAUGAGGAAGACGCUCGUCUUCUACCGUGGCCGCGCGCCCAACGGCAGGAAGACCGACUGGAUCAUCCACGAGUACCGACUCCAAUCCAACGAUCACGAGACCGCGCAGGAGGAAGGAUGGGUGGUGUGCCGCGCGUUCCAGAAGCCGAUGCCCAACCAGCAGCAGCAGAGACACAGCUGCUACGCCGGCAGCUAUCCCAUUCCCGGCUACGCCAACAUGCCCAGCUACUACUACGACGGCCCCAACGCACAUGCACGUCUAAUGAACAUUGCAGCAGCCUCGGCGACGAACGAUCACAGCUUCGCAGAGUCCAAGUUGCAGGUGCAGCUCAUCUCCGACAUGCCGCCGCUCCAGAGCCCAGCCGUCGACGGCGGCCAGAGCUAUGAUCAAGCCGCCGCUGAGGAAUCGUCGGCAGUCGAUUGGAACCUGUUGAGCAGCCUGCUGCCAUGUACGCAGCUUAAUUUCCAUCAGCCUCCGGCUUCUCCUUCAUGCUCCAAGAACAAUGACAUCUGAUCCAUCAAGAUAUAUCCAGGACUGAUUAUGUAUUAACGCGUAGCUAUUCUGUAGACUGCAUUGAUCAUUUCAUGACCAUUGAGAUCUGGAACUGGUUCAGCUAGAGUUUAGGUGUGAUCUUGAUUUCUACUUUUGUGUUCACAACAUCAUUUCCUAUAAACU